UUACCUUUUAACCGUAUAUUAUUGUCAACAUGUUGCAACCGUGAUUGAUUUAGUUUGUUUUAUUUCCACAUCGCGUUAACAUCGCUUACUAUGUUCGAACGGCAAAACGGUGAAAAAUGCGAAAUGAUGUUCCUACACAAACUUGCGAUUCUCGUCGUCGGCGCUCUGCUGAUAUACGACUUCUAUAACAGCUCCACGCCUGUAGAAAUCCGCAUUCAGAACCCGCAAUUCGCUUUACUAGGCCCGUAUAAUACUACAGAACCAAGCGCAAUAGUUGAUGAUGUUUACGAUCAACUUAUCGAUUUAAAAAACUUCUCUUUCAAAGUGAAUCCUCAACCCUGUCAGAACUACGCCGCUGGGCUGCUACUGGUCAUAAUAAUAUCUUCAAACCCGAGUAAUUAUGACAACAGGAUGGUUAUUCGAAAUACAUGGGGGCGUUCUGUGGAUUCAACUAAAGUUGUGUUUUUGAUGGGAGAGUCAGAGAAUGCGACUUUGUCUCAAAAGAUUCAGAAUGAAACAGCCAUAUAUGGAGAUAUUGUGCAAGGUAGCUUUAUGGAUGCUUACCGUAACAUGACUUACAAGCAUGUGAUGGGUUUGAAGUGGGUGUCGCAUCAUUGCCCAACGGCAAAGUACAUUUUGAAGACGGAUGAUGAUGUUGUGGUGAAUUCUCAUGCGUUGAGGCAGUUUCUGGCGCGGGAGCUGUCGCCGUGGGGAGCGAAGGGGCUGAUUACAUGUCAGGUGUUGGAGCAUGCUUCGGUGCAACGGUCACAUCGGUCUAAGUGGAGAGUUUCACCAGCCGAGUAUAAGCCACAUUACUAUCCAACAUACUGUGCAGGUUGGGCCAUCCUCUACUCCCAAGAUGUUGUUCCCCGACUGCUGAAAACAGCCCAAUCCACCCCCUACUUCUGGAUCGACGAUGUCCACGUCACUGGUGUGGUGGCCCAGCAGAUUGGUGUGGCCCGCACUCCGCUGGCCAGCCUCGUGCUGUCUCGGAACCGGGCCACGAUGCUGACAUCACUCGGAGCUGAUUAUGCUGGGAAGUUCUUGUUCGGACCACCGGAUAUUAGUGUUAGCAAGAUCUCCCAGAUAUGGAAAGCCAUUCCAGAAUAGAU
Messenger RNA from Cydia amplana, 1112 nucleotides. Its product is annotated as beta-1,3-galactosyltransferase 5-like. The transcript has 2 exons. Gene Ontology annotation, molecular function: hexosyltransferase activity. Lineage: Eukaryota; Metazoa; Arthropoda; Insecta; Lepidoptera; Tortricidae. The record is from RefSeq and is a predicted model, not a curated record. Gene Ontology annotation, cellular component: Golgi membrane. Bases 91 to 1110 code for a protein of 339 amino acids.